AUGUUUGCAGCACGCAACGUCUCGCGCAUGGCGCGCUUGGCUCCUCGCCAGACUCCGCUCCUCGCGCGAGCCACACCCGCUUCGCAGCGCGCCCUCACCAUCAGUUACCCCGUCUUCAAGGCAAACCCCGUGAACGAGACCCAAGUCCCGGCCACUGUCUACUCUCCUGAGGGCAAGAUGCCCGGUGGAAUCCAAUUCUCGAUCCCCGUGCGACCUGAGGAUCGAAUCGGCCCCGCCGUGCCCGAGACAAACGAGAUGGAGAUCCUGUCCACCCUCUCCGACGAGUCCUACAAGAAGCUCCCUGCGACUGUCAAGUCCAUGACAGUGAAGGGCAAGGUGAUCAUCAUCACUGGUGGCGCCCGUGGUCUUGGAAACUACAUGGCGCGAGCCUGCGCAGAGGCCGGCGCCAAGGCCAUCGCCCUCUUCGACGCCAACCAGGAGCUCGGCGACGCAUCGGCAGCAGAGCUGCACCAGAAGACGGGCCUCCCCGUGACCUUCUAUAAGGUAGACGUGCGCGACGGGGGCGCCGUCAACGCAGCAGUGCAGUCCGUGAGCGACACGUACGGCGUGCCCGACGUGCUGAUCAACUCGGCGGGCAUCGCGGACAGCAACCUGCCGGCCGAGACCUACGACGCGGCCAUGUUCCGGCGCCUGGUGGAUAUCAACCUCACAGGGUCGUUCCUGAUGGCGCAGGCGGUGGGGCGCGCGGCCAUCGCGGCGGGCAAGGGCGCCUCCAUCGUGCUGGUCGCGUCCAUGAGCGGCAGCAUCGUCAACUACCCGCAGGAGCAGUCGUGCUACAACGCCAGCAAGGCGGGCGUCGUGCAGCUGGGCAAGUCGCUGGCCGCCGAGUGGGCCAAGUACAACAUCCGUGUCAACUGCAUCUCGCCUGGCUACAUGGACACGGCGCUCAACAAGGUCCCCGCCCUCGAUGCCCAGAAGAAGAUCUGGAUGGGCCUCACGCCGCAGGCCCGCCUUGGCAAUGUGGACGAGCUCAAUGGCCUAUGCGUCUUCCUUGCUUCGGAUGCGUCCAGCUUCAUGACUGGCAGCAACUGCAUCAUCGACGGCGGAUACUCCCUCUACUAG
Messenger RNA from Diaporthe amygdali, 1083 nucleotides. RefSeq lists its product as uncharacterized. The transcript has 2 exons. The record is from RefSeq and is a predicted model, not a curated record. Gene Ontology annotation, molecular function: oxidoreductase activity, acting on the CH-OH group of donors, NAD or NADP as acceptor. Bases 1 to 1083 code for a protein of 360 amino acids. NCBI's taxonomy places the organism in Eukaryota, Fungi, Ascomycota, Sordariomycetes, Diaporthales, Diaporthaceae.